Haliotis rubra (blacklip abalone) is the source of this 1585-nucleotide messenger RNA. RefSeq lists its product as uncharacterized. The transcript has 2 exons. The record is from RefSeq and is a predicted model, not a curated record. Lineage: Eukaryota; Metazoa; Mollusca; Gastropoda; Lepetellida; Haliotidae. The coding region runs from base 265 to 1473 and encodes 402 amino acids.
AGAGCGAGUUGAUCACGUGUACAUAUCAGCUGGAGUUUAUCGGUUCUCGUGAACACCGUCUCGUGAUCACUGUAUGUAAUUAAUAACACUUAUACCGGCCCUUGAGUAACAGCUAUACUCCUGGAGUUAUCGCCAAGCGGAAGAAACCGGAGCCGCAUUAAUCACAUUGGAGGAGACAGGAACUUCGUCUACUGCUGCGUACUUCAUCCUGAUAGAGGCGAGAUCGUGAACUAACACACAUACACCGAUGUUAAACUUCCAAUCAUGGCAAACAGCUCAAAUGAAUCUGGCGGGCUCCACUCGGACAGUUCCUCCAUGUUUCUCGGAAGCAGCGCCACCUACAGUGGAGAAUACAACGCCAUCUUCACCGAAAGGUAUCACUGGUCAACCAGCAACCCCGAGCAAUGUGACGAGUGUUGUUUGAAGUGUUGCUGCGGAGCUUGCUAUUUCCUUGGUUACGUGUUCUGCGUACGACCGAUGACACGUGCGAAACGUGCGCAGAUUGUAUGGAUAUAUUGUUUUCUCCUGGCAAUUGUUGGGGCGGCUGUGUGUGGUCUGGGCAUUUUUGGACCUUACGAAGAAGACAUUGCACCCACUGACAUGCGCAGUGUUGACAGGAAGAUAUCAACUCUUUUCUGUGACAGUCUCACUCUGGAUUCGAACUCUGAGUUUUCGGCGUAUCUUUUCGACACGCAACCAUACGUUGAUCCAGAUAGGUUACAAAAUUACUAUCAGCGAGAAUCGAUUUAUAUUGUUAAUGGUGAUUACAACUACUGGAAGUUUUAUCUUCUGGAGGGAUCUGUGAUAAAUGUGAUGUCGUGCUCCGACACAAACAUAGAUCUCUAUGUUAUCAAAGGUGAAGACAACUUUAUCACGUGGAAAGAACACAAAAAUUGUAACGACUGUUUUAUCAAGGCGAUACUGGUGACUAAAGACUGCAAGAACUCCAUGGAUCAUUACACGUUGAACGCUACAACGUCCGACGACUACUACUUCGUCUACAAAAACAACAUCUACGACACUUGGGUGACGGCAGAAUUCACAUUAACGAGGACGCUGUAUGACACUAACGGAUCCAUAUACAGUUGCUUGAACACCGUAGACUGUGACAUUGACCUUGACCUGAACUCAAACCAGGUCAUCGUGUAUCAUAUAUCUGAUGACAGUUUUCCUGAUGAUUUUUCCAUUACUACUACGUGCAACGCAAGGCCGAGUGUUUACGUUCUAGCCUUCUGCGCAUGUCCGCUCCUCUUAGGUUGUGUUUUGACUAUUUUCGUGUGUGUAUGUUGCAAGGACCCACAGAACAACGGACUCCGACAAAUCCGAGCUCCUCGUCGUCACGUAUUAUCUCGUUUCCCGAACGAGAGGACAUCGUUGUUAGCAGGUCGACCUAGGGCUGAGGUGCCUCAACCGCCGAGAUACGAAGAGGUUGAUUCCAGCGCCCCGCCUCCUUAUGAACACAUUUCUGCUUGAUAAUGAUAUACCUUAGAAUGAAUAAGUGAGUGAGUGAGUGAUGACUGUAGCUCACCUGUGUUUGAGUGAAUGAGUUGGUUUUAACCCAAUAUUCUAGAAAUAUAACGGCUGG